AUGUCGCAGCACACCAGCGGAGGCUACGGACAGCUUGACCGCCACGACAACGCGUCGGAGCAGCUCGACUACGACGGGCAUGCAACCCAGUCCCAGAAUCCAAGCAUGCCUCGUCUUCGUGGUGGUGACGCCUCGUACGACCCCAAUGGGGGUAUGAAUGACAACGGCAGGUCAGCUCGGACUACACAAGGAGAGGGCUAUGGUCGCCUCCCGCCCGCCGUUGCCAACGGAGUAGUCGACGAAGAUCUCUUUGAGGUCCCGUCGACCGACUUUUAUGCUGCUCAAGGCUCCCGACGCAACCGUCACCCGCAAGGUACUGGUCCAGCUCCGCGUGCGAUCAAAAAUAGAGGAGCUUUCAAUUUCAACGACGCUCAGCAGCCCAACCCAUGGCAUGGUGCCCAGCCUCAACAGAGGCGGGUUCCUGAGCGGCAGCGCGUACUCUCUCCAGAGUAUGAGCCCAAUGUGGAAGUCGAAGUUCGCCGCUUCGCUGAGUGUCAUGAUAGAGAUUUGCGAGCAUACCUUGCAGCGCGCUCCAUAUCUUUUGGGUUCCUCACGGAGAUUGACCAAUUCAUUCGAGGCCACCCAGAGAUCUCUACAUGUGCUGAAGGUCGGGCGACACUGCGCGAAAUCAGUGUACUUCCUCCGCUCCAGGCGUACAAGUACUUCCUGAAGGGCUACACACGACCAGCUAGAUACAUUGACGGUAUUAUCCGAACAGACGCCUUUACCAUACCUUUGGAUCUCACUUACCAGUCCCUGAGUACGAAGAAUGAUCCUGAGCUGGUCGACUUCUUCGAUGGCUUCGAUUUCCGUCAUGACAUAAUCGAGCGCAUCGACAAGGAAGUGUACAUGGGCAUGCAGGAUCUUGUGAACGGCAGGCAGGUACCUUUGUCAAUGCGUAAGCUUAUCUGCUACGCUGUCUGGGGCAAUCCUGUGGACGCGUACAAAUGGUUUGAGUACGCGUACCAGAACGAAUACAUGCCGCACAGGUAUCUACCUGAGCAUGUUGUGUUGCGUCACGUCCCAAAGCCCGUCAACUAUACCGAGCCCCGUGCGUCCGUACUUACCGGCCACAGAAAGCAUGGCGACGUUCGGGCUCGUAUGGCACGGGCAAAUGACCAAGGUGUUGGUGAGUGA
This is a messenger RNA of Parastagonospora nodorum SN15, 1137 nucleotides long. RefSeq lists its product as hypothetical. Bases 1 to 1137 code for a protein of 378 amino acids. The transcript is spliced from 3 exons. Lineage: Eukaryota; Fungi; Ascomycota; Dothideomycetes; Pleosporales; Phaeosphaeriaceae. The record is from RefSeq and is a predicted model, not a curated record.